GAUAUGUACAGUUGCAACGGCACGGUUCUUCACCACAAUCUUGACCUCUGGGCUGACCCUGCCCCCACGGACAACUUUCGAUCCUCAAGUAUGUGGCCGAUGGGUGCAGCAUGGCUUGUUCAACACAUGAUGGAGUAUUACCGAUUUACGAAUGAUACAAACUUCCUGGAAAAGACUGUUUACCCCUACUUGAUUGACGUUGCCACAUUCUAUUACUGUUACACGUUUGAGUAUGAAGGCUGGCAGGUCACUGGACCCUCAUUAUCACCAGAGAACACCUUCAAAGUGCCUAGUCGCAUGUCCAGAGCUGGAAGCAGCGAGCCCAUGGAUAUCAACAUAGCCAUGGACGAUCAACUCAUGCGCGCCGUAACUAUCGCCCUAAUUGAGGCAGCAGAGGCAUUGGGAAUACCCGACACUGAUAAAGAUGUUUCCAACGCGAAGGUGUUCUUGCCACUAAUUAGGCCGCCUCAGAUUGGAUCUCAGGGCCAAAUUUUGGAGUGGCGGUUCGAGUACGAGGAACCAGACAGAGCUCAUCGCCACUUCUCACCAUUAUACGCACUAUUCCCUGGUUACGAGUUCACGCCGCUUUUUAAUAAGACACUGUCGAAAGCUGCAGGCGUUCUAGUUGAUCGACGGAUUAAUAGUGGAAGUGGUAGUACGGGCUGGAGCCGCACCUGGGCAAUGAACCUCUACGCUCGCCUCUUACGUGGUGAUGAUGCCUGGAAAAUGGUCCAGGCCUGGUUUGCAAAGUUUGCGACAGAGGGAUUAUGGAAUACUGAUCACGGCGCAACUUUCCAGAUUGAUGGCAACUUUGGUUUUACAAGCGGUGUUACUGAAAUGCUUUUGCAAAGCCACGCUGGCAUCCACAUUCUCCCUGCCCUCCCACGCGCAAUUCCCACGGGUUGGUUAAAAGGACUGACCGCUCGUGGAGGUUUUGUAGUUGAUGCUCAAUGGGAGAAUAGUAAGUUCAAGACCGCCACUGUGACCUCGAACAGUGGAUCAGAUUUGACACUCAGGGUGUCCGACGGAAUCGACAUUUUGGUCGAUGAUAUCCCAUAUGCUGGGCCUGUUCAGACUGUCAAAGGGCGAGAAUAUGUGAUUACACCAGCAUAGGUAGUAUUGGCUAUUAAAUCUUGAUAUCUGCCUUCCUUGUAUUCCACGUAUCGAGUUGGGGAUAUUCGAAUCAACCUCGCCUCUCACCUUUAGCGAUUCUCAACAAAUGGAUCUUCCGACCCUGCAGUCGAUAUGCAAUACUUGGUAGGGUGUGGACGCGCACUGUGGCGGCGUGGCGGUCGCAUAUGUUCUGCUCCCCGUCGCCUGGUGUUGCCGGGUCGCCUUUUGAUACAGAAGCAAACAUCUAAAAUGAAUGCAAAUGAACUGAAUCACACAGUUUGACUGAAUAAUGAUAAGGGACUUGGAAAACUUUCCUACCAAUGAACAAUAUUAGUAGGCCGAGGUAUGCUUGCCGGUAUGCACGGAGAGAUGCGUCUCUAGGGCAUAAAUGUAAA
Molecule: messenger RNA, 1508 nt
Organism: Xylaria bambusicola
Lineage: Eukaryota; Fungi; Ascomycota; Sordariomycetes; Xylariales; Xylariaceae
Product: Six-hairpin glycosidase-like protein
Exons: 2
Coding region: 4-1113 (369 amino acids)
Biological process (GO): carbohydrate metabolic process
Molecular function (GO): alpha-L-fucosidase activity
Source: RefSeq, a predicted model, not a curated record